AUGCAGAUCCGAGCGUCUGAACUUCAGGGGCCAUUCCUGAAAAUUAGUGGACGUGUGGGCGGCGGGGUGGGUGCUCGUCGGGGGGUGCGGGGGGGGGGCGGCGGUCGCCCGCCGCGGCGCAUGAUUUACGCCACUCCCGUAUUAUGUUUUGACUUUAAUAAACAGAGCGUUUGUCACGACGGGCAGACGGGUGGACGCCUUGUACGGCGGGCGGCGCAAGUAGCAUCGCCCGCUGCUAUGCACUUGGGCGGUGCGCGCCGCGAUUUG
Molecule: messenger RNA, 267 nt
Organism: Iphiclides podalirius (scarce swallowtail)
Lineage: Eukaryota; Metazoa; Arthropoda; Insecta; Lepidoptera; Papilionidae
Source: the annotation of a GenBank genome assembly